Molecule: messenger RNA, 1042 nt
Organism: Capsaspora owczarzaki ATCC 30864
Lineage: Eukaryota; Filasterea; Ministeriida; Capsasporidae
Exons: 3
Coding region: 28-807 (259 amino acids)
Biological process (GO): chromatin organization; positive regulation of DNA-templated transcription, elongation; regulation of transcription elongation by RNA polymerase II
Cellular component (GO): nucleus; DSIF complex
Molecular function (GO): zinc ion binding; RNA polymerase II complex binding
Source: RefSeq, a predicted model, not a curated record
CUUGAUCGUCAAACGCUGAGCCAAAGGAUGAGCUACCACAACCCAUACGCACAGACGCCCGAGCCAGCGACGCCUGCGCCUGGGACGAGCCUGUACGCACCGUCGCCGUCGCCGUAUGUGGCCGCGUCGCCAAUGCCCGGCGGCUACGCGCCAUCGCCUGCGCCGUCGUCGAGCUCCAUCUACAAUGCAGCCAUGCAGCAGAUGCAGACGCCGCUGCCGGUCGCCAUGACGCCUGCUGCGUUCGACCCCGUGCCGCACAUGAUGCAGCCGCAGACGCCGAUGGUCGAGUCGCUCGGCAGCAGCCAUCACCACCACGACAACCACGACGACGACGACGACGACCACGACGCUGCGCCCGGCGCGGCCAAGCUCAAGACCACCACGGCCACAGGCACAUCCGCAGCACCUCGAUCUACAGGCCGAAGCAAGCCUCGCUCGCGCAAGCAGAAGAGCGCCGAGGUCUCCCAAGACAUUCUGCCAGACGACCUCAAGGACCUCGUUGCGUGCAUGAUCUGCUCGCUGCUCAAGAACGCAAACCAGUUUGAAGCCAAUGGCUGUGAGAAUUGCUCCCAGGUACUGGAAGAGCUGGGCAUUGACCAGGAGAACACGGCCUUGACGACCAAGAACUUUGAAGGCAUGGUGGCUCUCAUGAAGCCAGACGUCAGCUGGACCGGGCGAUGGCAGUCAAUAAGCAAAUUCCAGCCCGGAUUGUAUGCAGUGGGCGUCUUUGAUCGUCCACCAAAAGAAGUGGUGCGUGAACUCGCAAAUCAGGGACUCUGGCGAGCACGCGAUGGUCGCGAUCGAUAAACACGACCGAUCGCGUUUGUUGGCUUGGUGUUUGAGUGUGUUGUCGUGAGCAGGUGUUGGAUGGUUCCAAUGCAAAACCAAAUCAAAAUGUUCGUUGUGUAUUCCGUUCGGAACGAGUAUCUGGCGUUUCGUGGCAGUUACCUUCCUCCUCAGUGCUGAACUUGCAUUUCGUGUGUUCUCUUGAUUUUCUAUUGAUAUUCUUGUUAUCGUCCACAAACUCGAAUCGCAGUCGUCU